Cinclus cinclus is the source of this 1043-nucleotide messenger RNA. RefSeq names its product lipid droplet assembly factor 1 (gene LDAF1). NCBI's taxonomy places the organism in Eukaryota, Metazoa, Chordata, Aves, Passeriformes, Cinclidae. The coding region runs from base 1 to 471 and encodes 156 amino acids. The transcript is spliced from 4 exons. The record is from RefSeq and is a predicted model, not a curated record.
AUGUCUAAAGAAAUGCAGGAACUACAGAAGCAGUGGCAUUCCAUGAUGCAGACCAUCCACAGCAACGCAAAUGUUGUUGCCUUUAUGAAUUCUCGAGUUGGCCAAUAUUUAGAUGACCAUCCUUUUGUUGCCUUAUCACUCCUGAUGUUUAUUGCAGUGUCAGCUAUUCCUGUUGGAUUUUUCCUGGUUUUUGUUGUUACAACAGCUGUAAUGGCCUGUAUUGGUGUGAUAGUCAUGGAAGGUGUUGUCAUAGCCAUAGGUGGCAUAGCCCUUCUGUGUGUGCUGUGUGGCCUGGGAGCCCUGUCCCUGGGAGUUUCUGGAGUGCUGAGUGUUUCCUAUGUUGCACUUUCAACUCUGGUCAACUACUGGUGUGCAUCAAGGGAUCAGAUAAGGAGGCAAGAUGUUAAUGGAAGUUUACCACAGAAGGAGCCUGGCUUGGACCUUUCUGCCAACACUGGCAAGAGUGAAUAAGUAGAUUUCACCCCACUUCAUGGGCACUUACCUGUACAAUUCCAGCCUUUGCUAUGUAAUUGUUUACUCAUUUAGCAUUCAGCCACUGUGUGCUCCUAGAAACUGAGAAAAAUCAAUAUACAUCUGACACUGGCACAGUAAAAGGAGCUUAAGAAUAACCAAGAAGCAAUAGUGCAGUAGUAAGUGUAUGUGCAUGAUGGAAUAUUCCAUAGAGUUUGGUAAAGGGAUGUUAUAGAUGAUUUUGCUAUGUGAAUGGCACAGAGGUAGAAAGAAAGGGGAGGGAGAUACUUCUCAAAUAGUGGAGUUCUGAAUGUCCUCUCUUUAGUACAGAACAGUUGUUAUUUUGAUACAGAACUAUCAACAUUGAGAACAGUAGAAACACAGUUUGAAUGUGGGAAAAUAUUUGUAAGCCUUACCAACUUUUGUUAAAAUAGCAUGAAUACUUUAUGUUCAGUAUACAGGAAAAAGUGGGUUUGGUAUAUGUCACGGGCUAAGCUUUUAUCUCCCUUUAGCUGUUGUGUUAUUCCAAAGGGAUAUUUUUAAUUUUCUUGUUACCUCAUCACAGCAGAGGU